Messenger RNA from Chenopodium quinoa (quinoa), 3675 nucleotides. Its product is annotated as MDIS1-interacting receptor like kinase 2-like. The record is from RefSeq and is a predicted model, not a curated record. NCBI's taxonomy places the organism in Eukaryota, Viridiplantae, Streptophyta, Magnoliopsida, Caryophyllales, Amaranthaceae. Gene Ontology annotation, biological process: protein phosphorylation. The transcript has 5 exons. The coding region runs from base 1 to 3675 and encodes 1224 amino acids. Gene Ontology annotation, molecular function: protein kinase activity; protein binding; ATP binding.
AUGGGAAAACAUCCAGGAGAACUUCUAUCUUCAUUAUCGUUUUCAGCUACAAAACACGAAGUUUUGUUAAAAGACAUUUUAGACCAACGUAUGUCACCACCUACAGGCCGAGUAGCAAAGGAAGUGGUGACAGCAGUCAGAUUAGCUUUGUUAUGUGUUAGUAUUGAACCAGCUUCAAGGCCUACAAUGUGCUAUGUGGCUCAACAAUUGUCAGCUCGAACAAACAAUCAGAUGUCAGAGCCUUUUGGAGCCAUUACACUUAAUUGUGCUUGUCAAAAUGCCCUACAGAACAAUGCUCAGAUCACUUCGAUAUCAGCAGCAACUCUUACAGAGGCACAAGCACUUCUCAGCUGGAAAAAUUCCUUGUCUGAGUCGUCUAAUCUCACAUCAUGGAAUGUUUCCGAAAAUCCAAACCCAUGCAAUUGGACUGGCAUUUUUUGCAACAAUCUUACAUCCAUCACCCGUAUUGUCUUAUCCAACAGAGGCCUUGCCGGCACCCUCACCAGCUUCAAUUUCAGUGCAUUUCCCAAUAUUACAAGAUUUGUUCUCGUGAAAAACAAUCUGAAAGGUCAAAUCCCACCAAGCAUUGGUAAGCUCUCCAAGCUCACUAAGUUGGACCUGGGAAACAACAUGUUUGAUGGGUUUAUUCCUCCAGAAAUAGGUCAGUUGUCUCAACUUGACUCUCUUGUCCUGUAUAAUAACAGUAUAGGAAAUAAAAUUCCUGUCCAACUCAGUAAGUCGGGGAAGCUAAGGCUCCUAUACUUGGGUAGAAAUAAGCUUACAAGCCCUGAUUGGUCUAUGUUCAAUACCAUGCCUAUGUUAUCAACCUUACAGUUGUUGUUGAAUGAAUUAGAUGGAGAGUUCCCAAGCUUUAUUUUAAGGUGCAGGAACUUGACCGAACUUUCUCUGGCAAAUAAUAAAUUCAGUGGAUCGAUACCAGCAUUGUUUUACAGCAGUCUUCCUAAACUUAAAUACAUUAACCUUAGUAAUAACUUAUUCACAGGACCAAUAUCACCUAAGAUUUCCGAGCUCUCCAAUCUGUAUCACAUUGAACUGAGCAUUAACCGGCUUAAUGGUUCAAUUCCUGAUAGCAUUGGGUCCAUUGCUAGGCUCAAAGUUCUGCACCUAAACCAAAACUUACUCACUGGGGGAAUUCCAUCUUCUAUAGGAAACCUUGAUAACCUUGAAACCCUUUAUCUUAAUUCAAAUAGAUUGAAUUCUACAAUUCCUUCCAAACUUGGGUCAUGUACUAAUCUUACCGAGCUGCUUCUUUCUAAUAAUUCACUUAGUGGGGAGAUACCAUUGUCCUUGACAAAUCUCAAAAACAUAUCUAAAAUUGAGUUAUUUGUAAAUAACAUGUAUGGUGAAGUCCCCCCAUAUUUUUUGACCAACUGGACAAAGUUAACUUCCUUGCAACUUUAUAGAAAUAAUUUUAGUGGGAUUAUCCCUUCAGAAAUAGGCCAACUGACAAAGCUUAAGUAUCUUCUUCUCUACCAAAACAGUUUUAGCGGUUCCAUACCGUCAGAGAUAGGAAACCUGAAAGACUUGCUGAAGCUGGACUUUUCAACAAACAAACUUUCAGGUCCAAUCCCUCCAACCAUUGGGAACUUAGGCAAUCUUUCUGCCCUCAGCCUUUUCAAAAACCAACUUACUGGAACAAUCCCACCAGAAAUUGGAAACCUAACCUCAUUAACUAUUCUUAAUCUCAAUAACAAUCAUCUGAAAGGGGAAUUGCCAGAUACCCUCUCUAAUCUUCGGAACCUAAAAGACUUCUCUGUCGCCCAAAAUAAUUUGGUUGGGAAAAUCCCUCCAAAAUUUGGUGAGGAUUUUCUUUCCCUUACUGCUGUUAGCUUUACAAAUAAUAAUUUCUCAGGUAGUCUUCCUCCUGGCUUAUGUAAUGGUUUUAAGCUGGAGUACUUGACAGCUAAUAAUAAUAGUUUUACUGGUGCCAUUCCGGAUUGCUUGAGGAACUGCUCAAGAUUAACUAGAGUCCGGUUGGAAGAAAAUGAGUUCAACGGUAGUAUAUCUGAUGCAUUCGGUAUCCAUCCCAAGCUCUAUUAUAUCAGCAUGAAUGACAACCAGUUUGUUGGCAAGAUCUCUCCCAAGUGGGGAGAAUGUAAGAAUCUGACAGAUCUUCGGUUGGGGGAAAACAAACUUUCAGGGGGAAUACCAACUGAACUUGGGAAACUAUCACGUUUGGGUGUUCUAACUCUUGGCUCAAAUCAUUUGAGUGGGAAAAUUCCAGAUGAACUUGGUAAUUUAAGCAAGCUGUAUAACCUUAACUUGAGCAAUAAUCACUUGAUAGGGCAUAUUCCACGAACCUUAGGAAAAUUGGAGUCUCUUCAGUAUCUUGAUUUAUCAGCAAACAAUAUCUCUGGAGAAUUUCCUAUUGAGCUUGGAAAUUGUGUACGGUUACUGAGCUUAAACCUGAGUUACAAUGACUUGCAUGGAAAUAUACCAAUUGAACUCGGCAACUUGAAUGAACUUCAGUACCUUCUGGAUCUUAGUAGUAAUUCUUUCUCAGGUCAAAUUCCUCAAAACCUCGGCAAGCUCAAAACUUUGACAAUGUUUAAUCUCUCUCACAAUUAUCUCACUGGGGGUAUCCCACUCUCAUUAUCAAACAUGUAUAGUCUUAAGUCCUUUGAUCUUUCCUACAACAGUUUAUCAGGUUCAGUUCCUAGGGAUGAAUUUUUUCAAAAAGGAAUAUACGUGGGAAAUCCUGGUCUUUGCGGAAAUGCAACAGGACUAUCCCCUUGUGGUAAUCUUGAUACUCACAUAAAGAUUAUAAUUGCAGUUGUCGUACCAGCUGUUUCUCUUUUGUUUCUUGGGGUAGGUAUUGCUUAUUUACUGCGUUGCCAGAAUAAUAACAAGCAUGGUGCAGAGAGUGGAGUUUUGGAGGUUGAUGAAUCCGAAUCAUUGAUAUGGGAGACUGAAGAAAGAUUUACAUGUACAGAUAUUCAAAAGGCGACUGAUGAUUUCAGUGAGUUUUGCUGCAUUGGGAAAGGAGGUUUUGGUAAUGUGUAUAAGGCAUCUUUGCCAUCAGGUCACAUAGUUGCUGUUAAGAAGCUCCACAUGGAAGAAUGUAGUGACAUCUCCUCAACAAGUCGACAUAGUUUCAUGAACGAGGUCAAGGCAUUGACACAGGUCAGGCAUCGGAAUAUCAUCAAAUUGUACGGGUAUUGCUCCAAAGGACGAUCCAUGUACUUGGUAUAUGACUACAUUGAAAGGGAUUUUGGUACCGCAAAGCUUCUUAAAUCAGAUACAUCUUACUGGACUGCAAUUGCUGGAGCUUAUGGCUAUAUGGCCCCUGAGCUGGCUCUGACAAUGAGGGUGACUGAAAAGUGUGAUGUUUAUAGCUAUGGAGUUGUGGCAUUGGAAGUUUUGAUGGGGAAGCAUCCAGGAGACUUGCUGUCUUCUUUAUCAUCUUCAGAUAGCAGGCCUGAUAUGCUACUUAAAGACAUUUUGGACCAACGCCUAUCACCACCUACAACGCGUUUAGCAGAGGAAGUGGUGAUUGUAUUCACAUUAGCUCUGUUAUGCGCGAGUUCAGAACCAGACUCACGGCCUACUAUGCGUUAUGUUGCUCAAGAACUAUCAGCUCAAAAACACAAUUACCUCUCCAAGCCUUUUGAAAAAAUAUCCCUCAGCAAGAUGAAUUCUCCUCCGAGUUACUGA